Molecule: messenger RNA, 2745 nt
Organism: Rhinocladiella mackenziei CBS 650.93
Lineage: Eukaryota; Fungi; Ascomycota; Eurotiomycetes; Chaetothyriales; Herpotrichiellaceae
Exons: 5
Coding region: 1-2745 (914 amino acids)
Biological process (GO): protein dephosphorylation; DNA damage response
Cellular component (GO): nucleoplasm; protein phosphatase 4 complex
Molecular function (GO): protein phosphatase activator activity
Source: RefSeq, a predicted model, not a curated record
AUGGCAAUGCAAGCGCCGCUUGCCAACGACAAGAAAAGAGUCAAAGUAUACGAGCUGCGCGACAAUGACUGGUUUGAUAGAGGUACCGGCUUUUGUACCGGUCAGGUCAUCAAUGAUGAACCGCGCAUCUAUGUCGAGUCGGAAGAUCAGCCAGAUCGCAUGUUGCUAGAAACGCGGAUUGUGAAAGAGGAUGGAUAUCAAAAACAACAAGACACAUUGAUCGUGUGGACCGAGACCAAUGGCACCGAUAUGGCACUCAGUUUUCAGGAGGCGGAAGGUUGUGCAGUUAUUUGGGAUUUUGUCCACCAAGUCCAGCAACAGUUGUCGUUACCGGAUGACGGACUUUCGGACGAUGCACUUGAGAACAUGUCCACCUCCUUCACCCUCAAUCCGCCCGAACUGGGAAACCUGGACGAAAUCGAGCAGAAUAUCAGACAAGCAAGCAUAACCCAAGGUGGUCGUGAAGCUCUCGCCAAGUUCUUGAUCAGGGAAGAAUAUUUGCUCAAGUUGAUUCCGUUGGUGGAAAUGGCCGAAGAUCUUGAGAGUCUCCCGGAUUUGCAUCGACUCUGCAACAUCAUGAAAGCUCUGAUUCUCAUGAACGACAACACGAUCAUCGAGCACCUGGUCACCGACGAUAUCAUCAUCGGCGUUGUGGGAGCGCUUGAAUAUGAUCCAGAUUUCCCUACACACAAAGCCAACCAUCGACAGUAUCUAUCGGAUGAAUCGAGGUAUAAAGAGGUGGUUGAGAUCAAGGACCAAAACAUCAAGAGGAAAAUCCGACAAACUUGGCGUCUACAGUAUUUGAAGGAUGUCGUGCUGGCCCGGAUCCUGGACGAUCCCACCUUUGGAGUUUUGAAUUCUCUCAUCUUUUUUAAUCAAGUCGACAUUGUCCAACACCUCCAGAACAACACCCCAUUCCUGAAGGAACUCUUUGCAAUAUUCAGCCUCGACAAUACUGAUAUCAAACGAAAAGAGCAGGCGGUCCACUUCUUGCAACAAUGUGCCGCGAUCGCCAAAACCCUGCAAGUGCAGUCGAGGGCGAAUCUGCUCAACAAUUUCAUCGCCCACGGCCUCUUUGCGGUGAUCACCUUUGCGGUUAAGCACCCCGAGCCGUCCAUGAGAACAACAGGCAUCGACAUUCUGGUGGCUUUACUGGACCAUGAUCCCAACAUGAUGAAAAGCUACAUGCUGAAGGCGGUUCACGAGAAGAAGACCCCAUUGACAGAUACUCUGAUCGAUUUGUUGCAUGCCGAGACCGAUCUAGGCGUGAAAAACCAACUGGCGGAUGCGAUCAAGAUCUUACUGGAUCCUCAACCCCCUUCAAAUGACCCUAUGGGCAAUCGACAGAAUUCCGAAUUCAUGACCAAACUGUCAAGACCGCCGCAAAUGACUCCGACCCAAGCAGCGAACGAACAAUUCGCACAGGAUAAUUUCGACCGAUCGUGCAGAAAGUUGUUCCAACCUCUGAAGAAUCUGGAAACCCGGGAAUCGAUGCAAAAUUUUACCUAUCAAGAAGUCUCGUUGUUCUCGUAUCUCGUGGAGAUCUUGACCUUCUUUGUCCGACAACAUUCGAUGCGAAGUCGUCCGUUUGUUCUGUCCGAAAAUCUAGCACCUCGAGUGGCCCAAUUACUCCAAGUACCGCAAAAGCCGUUGAAAUUGACGGCGCUGAAAUUCUUCCGAACCGGGGUCUCUUUACAAGACCAGUUCUAUGCCGCUCAGGUGAUCAAAAGUGGAGCGUUUGACACGAUUUUGGGAAUCGUGGUCGACACGAUGCCUCGGGAUAAUCUCCUGAAUUCAGCGUGUUUGGAACUGUUUGAAUUUAUUCGGAAAGAGACGAUCAAACCAAUUGUGCUACACCUCGGAGAGCAUUACCGGCAAAAGCUCCAGGACAUUACCUAUGUCGACACUUUCGAUAAUCUCCUCAUGAGAUAUGAACAAUUGACGACCGACCAGCCGGAGCCAGAACAUACACUCUUCAGCCAGGACGAUGCCACACCACCCAUGAAUCGCACUCACAUGAACGGAAGAUGGCAAGGCUUGCCAGAGAUGGAUGCGAAUGAAGAAGAUUACUUCAACACGUCUGAUGAUGAAGAGGAUGAACAUGACGGGGAACCAGAGCGUGAGAAUACCAGGGAUGUGUCAGACAGAAUGCAAUGGCACCGGAGGAGGAUGAAGUCGGAAAUAACGAACGGCAGUGCUUCUCCUCUCAGCAAACCUUUGGUCGACUAUCCUGAUGACGAUGAAGAUGAAGCUAUGGAUAACAAAGACGCAGCCCCACCACAAACACCCCUCACUCCAGAUAGCGGGGGAGAGACAUCGUCUCCGGAAUCUCGAUCGACGGCCGAAAAGAAGUUACAACCAUCACCCGAGAUCAAGACAGUGACAGAACCAGAGCCACAACCACCUCCCGAAAGAGUGACAGAAAAACGACGGAGACAAGAAGAUGAUGACGAUGAUGAAUUAGGGAAAUUGUCUGGAGGUCCAAAACGAAGGAAUUCGACUUCAAGUACUUCCGGUCUUGCUUCGCAGAGUUCCCUGCGACGGAAAAAGGGUUUCUUACGAUCCAAACAAGCGACAGAAACUGCCCCCCUUUCGAGCAACAGGGAUACGGAAAAUCAUGUCGAGGGAAGGAAACCGCGAAAGAUUGCCAUCAGCUUGUCGAACGUUGCGAAUAAACCCGACGAUCCGUCGACGAAUCCCAAAGUGCAAGCCAAGCAAGCUAUAACGACUAAAGAACAAGGUUAG